CCGACCGAAGCCAUCUUUUUUCAGCUUAAAGCUUAAGCUCAGCUCCACUCCACGACCCUCCUCCUCAGAUCUCGCCGGCGGCAGCGGCAGCGGCGGCGGCGGCAUGCUCCCGCACCCCCCCUCGUCCGCCUGCCGCGGCAGCGGCCUCCUCCUCGCCCUCGCCGCCCUCCUCCUCCUCCUCACGCCCGCCUCCGCCUCCGAGUCAGACCACAAGUAUAAAGUUGAAGAACCAGUUAAGCUCUGGGUGAAUAAAGUCGGCCCUUACAAUAACCCACAAGAAACUUACAACUAUUACAGCCUUCCAUUUUGUCAACCAUCUGAGAACCCUGCGCAUAAAUGGGGUGGUCUUGGUGAGGUCCUGGGUGGAAAUGAGCUGAUCGAUAGUCAGAUUGACAUAAAGUUCUUAAGAAAUGAGGAGAAGGUCACCAUUUGUACACUUGAGCUUGAUUCUAAUAAGGUUCAGCAGUUUUCUGAUGCCAUUGACAGCUCAUACUGGUUUGAAUUUUUCAUGGAUGAUCUGCCUCUUUGGGGUUUUGUUGGGGAGACUGACAAAAACAAUGAAAACAAGCGUUAUAUCUACACACACAAGAGCAUUCUUGUCAAAUACAACGAUAACAGGAUAAUUCAUGUUAAUCUCACCCAAGAGUCUCCUAAGCUUCUUGAAGCUGGCAAGAAAUUGGACAUGACAUAUUCAGUGAAGUGGUUGGCAACAGAUGUGACCUUUGCACGUCGCUUUGAAGUAUAUCUGGACUAUCCUUUCUUUGAGCACCAGAUUCAUUGGUUCUCCAUUUUCAAUUCUUUCAUGAUGGUUAUUUUCCUCACUGGUUUGGUUUCAAUGAUAUUGAUGCGGACAUUGAGGAAUGACUAUGCAAAGUAUGCUCGUGAAGAUGAUGAUCUGGAGUCACUGGAGAGAGACGUUAAUGAGGAAUCUGGAUGGAAGCUUGUCCAUGGUGAUGUAUUUCGCCCUCCUCGAAGUUUGGCCUUUCUUUCUGCUGUUGUUGGUAUCGGCACUCAGCUGGCAGCUCUUAUCCUUCUUGUCAUUAUAAUGGCCAUUGUUGGCAUGCUAUAUGUUGGGCGAGGGUCUAUCAUCACAACCUUCAUUGUGUGCUAUGCUCUUACAUCUUUCAUUUCUGGCUAUGUCAGUGGUGGCCUCUAUUCAAGGAAUGGUGGUAAAAACUGGAUAAAGGCUAUGAUCCUUACAGCAUCCCUAUUUCCAUUCUUGUGCUUUGGAAUUGGCUUUGUUCUGAACACAAUUGCUAUCUUCUACCGAUCAUUAGCAGCAAUACCAUUCGGCACAAUGGUUGUCAUGUUUGUCCUUUGGGCCUUCAUUUCUUUUCCACUUGUGCUUCUGGGAACUGUUGUUGGUAGGAACUGGAGUGGUGCUCCUAACAAUCCCUGCCGAGUAAAGACUAUUCCACGGCCUAUUCCUGAGAAGAAGUGGUAUCUUACACCUUCUGUUAUCUCAUUAAUGGGUGGGCUGCUUCCCUUUGGCAGUAUCUUCAUUGAGAUGUACUUUGUCUUCACAUCAUUCUGGAACUACAAGGUCUAUUAUGUCUACGGCUUCAUGUUACUGGUCUUUGUCAUCCUUCUGAUAGUUACUAUCUGUGUCACUAUCGUGGGUACUUAUUUCUUGCUGAAUGCUGAGAAUUAUCACUGGCAAUGGACUUCAUUUCUCUCUGCUGCAUCAACUGCAUUAUAUGUGUAUUUGUAUUCCAUAUACUACUAUCAUGUAAAGACAAAGAUGUCAGGAUUUUUCCAGACAAGUUUCUACUUCGGCUAUACAUUGAUGUUCUGCCUUGGUCUAGGCAUACUCUGCGGUGCUAUUGGCUAUCUAGGGUCAACUCUUUUUGUGAGGAGAAUCUACAGAAACAUCAAAUGCGAUUAAAUUCUCAGCUUGGGAGACGUAGCAGAUCACAUGUUGUCACUGGCACUGUUUUAGAGAGCCCAAGAAGUGGAUUGAUGAUAGAUGUUGAUUAAGUUUUUCGAGCCACAGACAGAGGGAGGCCAUGACCCCUUAACUUUUACAUUAUACAUUCAUACGCCUGCUCUCUUUUUUGACUUGGGAAACUGCCUCCCUGAUUAUGCAUACCUGUGAUAGCUAAGGAAUCAAUCUAAGUGCAUGGUGCAUUUGUCUUAUUUAUUUUGUUUUUCUUUUUAAAUCAGAAAUAGGAUGUAACAUUGUAACCAGUGCGGCACUAGAGAUUUCGUAUGAAUUGGGCCGGGGGCUUGUGGCAUCCAAUUCAAAUUCGAAGGUUGUCAUUUUAACAGUUUGUCAGGUACCACGAGCAUACUAGUUAUAUGUAUUGCAACAUUGUUAAUUGUUCUAGCUAUUAAGCUUUAUACGUGA
Oryza brachyantha (malo sina) is the source of this 2347-nucleotide messenger RNA. RefSeq names its product transmembrane 9 superfamily member 1-like. Bases 104 to 1885 code for a protein of 593 amino acids. The record is from RefSeq and is a predicted model, not a curated record. Gene Ontology annotation, biological process: protein localization to membrane. Gene Ontology annotation, cellular component: membrane. Lineage: Eukaryota; Viridiplantae; Streptophyta; Magnoliopsida; Poales; Poaceae. The transcript is spliced from 12 exons.